Porites evermanni is the source of this 12776-nucleotide messenger RNA. The record is from the annotation of a GenBank genome assembly. NCBI's taxonomy places the organism in Eukaryota, Metazoa, Cnidaria, Anthozoa, Scleractinia, Poritidae.
GGUAAGGUUGCGGCCAUGUUAUCCGUGUCGAAAGUUUGAACGGCUAAAUCACCUCCUGAAAGACGAAGUUUUCCUCAUUGGUGCUAAUAUCAUGAAUAAGGCUUCACGCUACAAAAUGUAAACACGCCUAAGUACCGCCAUUUUUUCUUGGGGGGUUAUAAUUUGGGUAAAAAAUGAAGAAGUUUUUCUCUUCGGGUGGAGGUAACGACAGCAGUUUUGUGGGCAAGACUUUUAUUGUUGGUCGGUGUCCAUGUGUGGUAGAGGAAGUCAUUGCUGAAGGUAAGCUGAAAGUAAACUUUUUCCUGUUUGCCCUUUUUUCAGGUUUGAUUCAUUUUUGGUUGAUUAGAGUUAUGUCCAUCGAUGGCUUAAGUUUGUUUUUAAGUUGGGGUUGAUCGAAGAGGAAUUUUCACGAUGACAGCCAAGCUUAAAGAUGUUGUGCUAAUAGAGCCUCUUAAGUUAAAGACAAUUUUGUUUGACAGUAAAAGCUGAAUUAAUUAGUUAGACUAUGGCGAAUUCUGUAAAGUGUGAAUUGUAACAGAUUGCGUAUUAACACAAUAAGACUUAGGCUGGUCUUGUAAAGAAAUCUCCGUCCCACAUAACGCCAAAAGAAAACAUUCGUUUACGUCAUUCUGCUGCACAUAAUUAUCUCGGAAGUUAUUGAUGAUAUUUUCCCACAUAAACUUGGUGAGCUGUAAUUUUUGCUUGGAGACCGGUAGCCUUCAAGCAGUAUGCCCUUUGUUGUUGGAAAAAUUAAGAUUUUCUUAUCUGUUCAAAACAUAAAACGACAGCCUGUUUUUUUAGCACACUAACUGCUGAGGGGGUCUUUUACUUUUAGUAUGUGCAUGGUGCCACAGGCUUACCUUUCUCUGUUUGUUAUGGACUGGGCUUUAUUCAUGUAGAUAUUUCAGAUACAAGUGUAGCUAUUUGUAUCGGAACAUGUGAAAGCUUUUUAGCUCAUUUAACUGCAGGUAGAACAAAUUAGGAUAAGUACUAAAUACAUUGACUCUCAAAUCAUUUUUCUUACUGAACCCUUCAGGUGGAUUUUCACUGGUGUUCCUGGUCAGAGUUCCUAGCGGAAAGCGACAUGCCUUAAAAAGGAUAUCAGUCAAUAAUAUGCAUGAUUUACAAAUAUGCAAACAAGAAAUUGAUAUAAUGGUUAGUCAUGACGAUUCUUUGUUCUUCUUAAAUGAUUCAUUAAAUUUGUGAUCCACCAUUUUUUGGCUCCCAAGCCUUACAUGUAAAUUACAGAGUCCUUGUAAGUAUAUUCCAAAUCACCUUGACAAGAGAAGAAAAUUUUAUAGCCCUUCAGGCUCUUGAUGCUCUUCUGAAAUAAAUAUGAUUGCAGUAACCCGAGGGAAAAGUUUCACCAUUAGCCAAUCAAUAAUUAUUUAAGUUUAAUGUUACCAAAUGGUACGAGGAACUGAACUGCAACUCACCAUUCCUGACCCUUGCAGCUUCAUACCCUACUUGAGGGAAAUUGAAGCUCUAGACAUGUUGGUUAUGAUAACCUUUUUUAAAACUGUUUUGCGUCCAGCCAACUGGUAUUCUUACUUGUUAUGUGUGAUUGCACUGCUCUGAAAAGGGUCACCACCUUAUUGUGGUGAAGCAGUUUACACGUCUCAGUGACCCCUAGUGCUAUGUAAGUGGAAUUCUUGAACUCCUGGUAGGGCCACCAUACCAGAAAAAGGUCGAAGGAUAGAGACCCCCUGGCCCUCCUGGUUGGGGGUUGAGCAUAGGGCUAACGAUCCUGCCCCAUAAAAACACUAAUUGUUUCGGUGAAACUGGAAGCAUUGAUAAUGAGAGAACACUAACUGGGGAUAUCACUGCUGGGCUGUAGUGCUGCUCAUUGGACAAAGCCAGCGGGAAGCCCAAAGGCCAAUAGGCCCAAAUAGUAGCCCCAAAGCAUCAGAUGAUCAUCAGUUGCUGGAACAUGGGGACCAUGGCAGAGGCAACACAGGCAUGGCAAGUAGCUAAGGAGAUGAAAGAGUUUGGGAUUGAAGCGCCAGGGAUAAGUGAGACCAGAGUGGAGAGAAGGUGGUAUGUGAUGAAUCAGGUAGCCUCCAAUGCAGGCGUUUUCGGGGGAGCUCGUUUCUCAUCCCAACCCCUAAAGACGCCUGCGUGUGAGGCCACGUAGCUGUGGGCUUCUACAUUGGGCCGGGCAGCCUGGCUGGUCGUAGCCUGCAUGACUGGCGCUUUAUGAGCCAAGCGGGGCGAACGCGAUAUUUCGCGCGGAGCGCGACACGAGCGCGAAGUGCGAGACGAGGGGAAAAGAAAAAUAAAGCGCCUGUUCGCAGUCCAUUGUUCUUGCUGUUCCGCCCACCUACGCCCACAAAUAUUAACUACCCGCGGUGAUGUCAAAAGAACCAAUCAAAACACACGAAAAUUGUCACCUUUCUGGCGCGAAGCGUCUGCAUUGCAGUAGACAUGGCUUCGCGAACGCCUACCAAAGUUUACAGGCCUAAAUCAUUUCAUUCUUUAUGUAGGACAGUGUUAAACAGCAAUGAUUUAUUAAGUUGUCACAUCUAACUAAAACACCAAAGUGAAUUUGAUAUCAAAAUGUCAUUCUUUUAUUUACAUAAACUGGAAACACUUACAAUGCGUAAUGUAGUAUUUCUGACAGUGUAAAUCUACAUACAAUUCCAAUUUCAUUACAUCAAUUAUUCACAAAAAACUGUACAAAAGUCAAGAAUAAGUCACGAAAUCACAAAUCACGCCGUCGCUAUCGGUUCAAGGUUACAAAGGUCAAAAUCAGUUAUGGGAAAAACUGCGUGUCACGAAAACAAAAAAAAAACCUUCACUGAAACUUUUGAUCGGAUAAAGUUCGAACAAAAUCCCGAUAAAAUAGCCCCUAAUAUUUCCUAAAGAGUUCUGUGCGAAUGUUCCUGAAUUACUUGCCAAUAAAAUCCACUUGCAAAGUCCUUGAUCCACGAAAACAAAUUCCUCACAAGAAGCCUUUAAGGUGUUCACACAAAGUUUCCACGCACAGUCCUGCUUUGUUCCAUAAAUAGAUUCCAUCCAGCGGGCCUUUGAUGACAAAACUUGAAACAAAAUCCGAAAUAAAAGUUCCUGAUUCGUACUUAACAGAAUCCAGUAAUCUUGUGAAAGUCAAAUCCAAAAGUCAAAUCCCGUGAAUAAAGGCAAUCCGUAAAAAAUCCAUUUCGUGACAAUCGCCGUAAUUGAAUUAGUAGUCCGCACGUAGACAUGUUUUUCAAAAUCCAAAAGUUUCCAGAAAAUCUCAGGGCGGACUUCUUGAAGUUAUUUAUCCAGGUCUUCCUCAGCCACAUUUCUGCACUACCAAACACCAACUUGUAUUCGCCCUUUAGUAUAUUUUUAUCCGUUUCACGGCUAUCGCUAACAGCUACAGCUGAUAUGCCUAUGUCGGCAAGUUCCUGAACCUGCUCUUCUGUUAUAGCAUUCAACGCGCUAACAAUAAUAACGUGACAAUUUUUCCUGCCGUUCACCAACUCGAAGAUUGGCAGAUAUAGUUGGAAAAUUAAGCUUUUACCAAAUCCUGUUGGUAACAAACCCAACGCGUCUUUCUUCUGUAGCAGUGCUGCGAUACAUUUCUUCUCUUCAUCUUUUAAACAAUCGAUAUUGGAAAAACUUUCGAGAGCACUUUCUAUCGCUUCUUCCAAACUCAAGGCCGCAAUUUUUGUUUACUCAUCUUGAACACGCUACGUCAUCAUCACCUGGUACUAUUAAAUUGACCAAUCAGCAUGACCGUCUACCUGAUGGACGGUCGAGCAUUGGUGGAACAGGCAGAACAAUAGACUGCGAACAGGCGCUUUAUUUUUCUCUUUCCCUCAUCUCGCGCUUCGCGCUCGUGUCGUGCUCCGCGCGAAAUAUCGCGUUCGCCCCGCUUGGCUCAUAAAGCGCCAGUCAUGCAGGCUAUGAAUCAGGUGGAACUGGCUGGGUCACGUACUUAGGAGAGAGAGUGUGAAUGACUGCUUUACAGCAUUAGAGUGGACACCAGAAGGACGGAAGGAGAGGGUGAAGACCGAAACUACUUGGAGAAGGACUGCUGAGAAAGAGCGAUUCAAAGGGGGUGGAAGAGCUAUGAAGUAGCCAAGGUGGUUGCACGGGACAAAAACUGUUGGUCAGACAGGGUGGAGGCCUUAGCCGCCUACUAGCGUGAUGAGUCAUGAUGAUGAUGGUGGUGAUGUUUGAUUGCAAAUUGGUUAUAAUUUCGGGGUUUUGAUAUACUCAUGUAACCUCUUUUAUUUUCUUCAUGAAGAUUAAAUAAUUACCUUUUAAACUAUAUUACUUCAACAGAAACUUGUAUCUGGUCACAAGAAUGCUAUUACAUACCUUGGUUGUACAAUUAAUCAGAUCAACCCCGGGAUUUAUGAAGUCCUGAUUCUCAUGGAGUACUGUAGAGGUACAUGACCUGUCACUAUUAUAGUUAGUGUGUUAAAUUGUUUAUUUUGAAUUGUUCAGACACUUUUGGUUUUUUGCUUGUUCUCUUUGCAUGUUGUUAAAUGAAGAAGGCAGUUUGCUUUAUGACUCCUAGAAAAGAAAAAUACCACCCUGCAAUUUUUUUUCCUUAAUUUCCUUCCCACAACCUCAAGUUGUACUGGUCUACCCAACCAUUUCUUGGUAGUAAUGAGUCUUAAGAAUGAGAAUGAGAAUGAGAAUGAAUGAGUCUUGUGGUUUUUCUCGUAACUCUCACUUUCCUAUAUUUUCCACAGAGGGGCAUGUUGUACAGUUGAUGAAUGAACACAUCAGUUCUGGUUUCAGCGAGUCAUUAGUUCUGAAGAUCUUCACGGAUGCCUGUGAGGCUGUUGCUAAGCUUCAUCAUGCAGAUCCUCCAGUGAUUCACAGGGAUCUUAAGGUGCCUUAACCAAUGUUAGCUAGUAAUUUCUUAAUAUUUGGCAGUGAUCAUCAUCAUCACCAUCUUCAUCAUCAUCAUCAUCGUCAUCAUUUUUUCGUUUUAUAUAUCAAAAGUCCAGGUUUAAGAUGGACGUACAGGUGGUGGGGCAACUAAAGGUGUUAGGAUUAAGGCUAUGGUUCAAGUUUCAGUCCCACCUGCCCUAAGUGGCAGCCCUAUAAAUUUUUCAUAGAAUAAGAUUCUGUAAUAUUAACCAAGGGAUAGGAAUGUACAAGAUCUGAAGUGACAAGAGACGUUAAGUGAACUUUUGCUCCUGAAGAUGUAGAUUGUAAAUUUUGCUUUUGACCUUUAGGUUGAGAAUAUAUUACGCAGUGAUCGUGGUGAAUUUGUUCUUUGUGACUAUGGCAGUGCUACCAGAAGAGUAGUGAAUCCUCAGGUAUGAUUUAUAUGUUUUUUGCUGGCCUAGUAUGUCUUCGUCAGAAAUAAAAUCAGAAAACAUCAUUUGCUUAAUGUAAUAAAAAAAUUGUAUUUUUCCUGUCACAGGAAGAAGGUGUUACCAAAGCAGAAGAAGAGAUACAAAAGUGAGUUAUGUUGACCCAUUAACUGUAGUCAAACUAGUACUACAUCUAUACUCAUCUAUGGGUCUAGGUGGAAUUAAUGGUUCACUUUAAAACAGGCAGAAAUUUUAUUCGUAUUCAUUAGGCAUUCAAUAAUUUGUAUUGGUAAUAGCAUCAUUUGUAGUGAUAUUUGGAAUAAGUACCACGAGUGAAAUUCGAAAUUUUUAUACUUAAUUUCAUGAGCUGUUAGGCGAGUGAAAUUUGAGACAAUUUUGAAAUAUCACAAGUGGUAUUUAUGCCAAAUAUCACGUACAAAUCAUGCUAUUAUUUGUUUAUACUACUACCCACAAAAGGUUUGUGAUUUUCACAUGUAGGUAUUUCAAAUUAAGCUGAAAUACCACUGCUCUAAGCAAAUCAGAUUGCAGAAUUUUCUCAUUUAAGUAGUAUAACACUGGAAACAGUUAAUGUUUGUAUAGCCAUAAGUUAUCAUUUUGAAAUUAUUUUGAUAGCUUACCAGGAUUUUUCAAUGUACUUGUUUUCUCUCAUGGCAAAUGGAUCCUAUUUUAGCCAGCUUUGUAUUGGUAGUACUUAAUAGAAACCUGAGGUAAAGAUUAGCCAUAAAGGCUACCACCCAACAGAGUCCCUCAUACUGUAACUAAAGGUGACUUUAAAUCACCAUCUAAAUUCAUUGUUUUGUAAACACUGUACUGUUUGUCUACAGGUACACAACGCUAUCUUAUAGAGCCCCUGAGAUGAUUGAUUUAUACAGUGGUAAAUUAAUUACCACUAAAGCAGAUAUCUGGGUAAGCUGAUCAUUUUGUUUGGGUCACUUGCUGGCCUACAACUUGCAACACAGAGCAGGGCUCGAAAAAGGCUUGAAUUCCAGCUUGUCCUUUGGGCAAGUAGCUCUCUCAUUUUGCUUGCCCAUGGCCACUUAUUGCUUGUCUUAGUAAAUGAUUUUGUUGGAUGAUGACUUGCUUGUGCUCUUGCCUAUUGCAGCGUGCGAAGAAAGUCAUGUCCGAUAGCCUGGGGCUAGUGGAUUUUGCUAUCGGGCUAGCGAUUUUUGUUCUUAACUUGCCCGAUGGGCAAGUGCUGUUUUAUGGGAAAAUUCAAAUUACAGAAGGAUUGUAAUCAAGCCUGCUAAUCAAAAAGGGUUUUGGGGCUAGUUGAAAUGACUUGUGGGCUAGUACAUGCUAGCUACAGCUUGCCCGAAUGGCAGGCUGUAAAACUGACUUUCUUUGCACCCUGCUGUUGCGCAAGUUAGCUUUAAAAGUUACUUGUCCAGCAAGGAAAUCUACUUAUCCCACACUACAAGACAUGACGUUUUGGAGCCCUGUAGAGGUACGAUGGUUGAAAGAAUAGUGCUAAAUAUUUCACCAUUUUGUUUCUUUAGGCUCUUGGUUGUGUAUUGUACAAGCUCUGUUUCUUUACACUUCCAUUUGGUGAAAGUCCACUUGCUAUACAGAGUGGUCAGUUCACCUUCCCGGAAAACUCACGCCAUCCUAAACUUCACAAGCUUAUCAGUAAGUUUUCUGUGUUAUUAUGUUUGUCUUUAUAGUGACCAUUGUCUUUGACAUGAUAUGAACAUGAUAAAAACUGUGGUAUAAUAGCAGAAUCAAGAAUGCCAGUUACUUUGCUGUCCCACAAUAAGGAUGCUCCAGUUAUGUGAACAAAGCUUAUAAAACUCAAGUGCCUUAGAAAUAUUUACUAAAAGAUAAAAAUAUAACUAUUAUGUGUCUCAUCAAUGUAUAGAUCUUGAGUGAAUGAAUAGCAUCAACAAUAAAAUUAAUAUUGGUAGUCUUUACACUAGAGCCUAAAUAAGCUAAGAAAUAUUUCAAGACAAUAAAUUUCAAUUACUUCAAGUAAAAUAAAGCUUCACACAUAAUCAAUUCUUUUUUACUUCAGGUUAACUUAAGGCUAUUUUCUCAUGCAACAUAAUUAAGUUAGACUGACAUGUUAAGCCUUUCUCAAAGCUCAAGAAACCGCAAGUCAGCUAAGUCGGUUUUAAGGAUUGUUUUCAAGUCACUUGAAACUUUCUUGAAUUGUUCCAACUUUCCGACUUUGAUGAGAUGCAAAGUAAAGUUACUUGAGAUGUUACUUGGGCCUUCACACACGAAUUUUUGGUUAAGUAAAGCUUAGCAGCUCUUAAGUCUUACUUAACAGCCUAGUGUAAAGACAACAUCUCCAUGUGUGACCACCUAUCAUAAUCAAUCACCUCCCAUAAGUGACCACACCUACAUGUAUCUGAAAUGCCAAAAUUUUCCUAGUGCAGUGUGCAAAGGAAGUAGUGUCUGAUAGCCCAGGGCUAGUGGAUUUUGUUGUCGGGCUAGUGAAUUCUGUUCUCAACUUGCCCGAUGUGCAAGUGAGGUUUUUCGGGAAAUUAAAAUUACAGAAGAAUUGUAAUUAAUCCUGCUCAUCAAAAAAAUUUGGGGGCAGGUUGGAAUGGCUUUUGGGCUAGUACAAAUGAGCUACUGCUUGCCCUAAUGGCAACCUGUGAAACUGACUUUCUUUGCACCCUGUAGUGAAAUCACUACAGUUGGAACCUCUCGUAAACAAGCACCUCUCAAAAGCAACUGCGACCACUUUUUUCUCUUGUUUUUAUCCUCCCGUGAUUGACCACUUAAGGCCUAGUUUGAUCUCCGCGUUUUUUGUAUGUACUACACUUCUAAGAGAAUGCGAUGUACUUUUAGUGUCUUGUAAUUUGAUUCGUAUAACUUUGAAUCUUUGACGUACAUUACUUAAGAGAGCGUUUACAUCGACUGACACAGACCCGGAGAAAAUCUUUCCCUGGGAGACACCCAGUUAAGAGUAUUCCCUGGAGACAAUCUUCACAUUUUGUGUGGUAGCUUAUCCCUUUAAGUCCCAAUAGUGAUCAACAUCAAUUUUCUCCUAAAGAUAUCCGUACAUUGGCAAGAGAAAAGGUUAUGAGAGUUUAUAAAAUGAUCACCAAAGAGAAAAUACCUUGAUCUUUUAUCAAAUUCUCUCAACUCAUUAUUGAAGGAAAUGUAUAGAGAUCAGUUUGGAGAAUUUGUAUGUGGAUAUUGGGGCUUAAAGGGUUAUGGGAGGCUUGACUGUAUUGUUAUCACAAAAACUUUUUGUUAUGGCCAUUUGUCUGAAAUAACAAGUUAUGUACAAUAUCAAGUUUCCUAUUCCUUUUCAUUCUAGCCUGUCACUGUGUAACUCUUUCACUGCCAGAGUGCAUGAUAGGGUUUUGUAAGGUGACUCUAACUUUUGAGUCUGUGGAUGAAAUCCUGUGAUGUGACCACUCAAAUGAAAGCUCUCUGCCUGUACUUUCACAUGAUGCUAUUUGUUUGCCAAAAUUUUAGAAAACGAAAUUUGCCUUUGGCCACAUUUGGCAGUGAAAGGGUUAAAGACUAAGACUCAACUAACCAACUUGACAUUGUUGAAAAUUAGUGUCAGAUAAGGCAAUAAUUUCAAUGGUAUACGUCACUUUGCUUUAUUUGCAGGUUUCGUUCUCAAUCCAGACCCGGAGAAUAGACCAGAUAUUUUUCAAGUUUCCUAUGCAGCCUUUAAACUCAGAGGUCUUGACUGUCCUGUCCCUAAUGUUAUGGUGUGUUGGCAUUUUUCUCCUUAUUUGGUCAAACAGAAGGGUAUUUAGGUAGAACUAUGUGUAUUUAAGCAAAAUGGAAAGAUUAAUAGAAACUGCCCCCCCCCCCCCUCCCACCCAAAAAAUGUGGGGUAGCGUUAAUCAAAUCGGGCACUCUAUGUUUUUCUUGCAAUUUCUGCUUAUUUGCAAUAACAAUUAAAUGAAGAAGAUUUGCUGUGAUUUUAAGUGAAGACCAUGAAUUGUGGAGACAAUGUGAUCUCACAACAAAAAUAACCUGCUAACCUUACCUUUAGACAUGAUUCAAUAUAAUUAGAGGAUUUGUAUAGGUAAUAGCAUGAUUUGUAGUGAUAUUUGGCAUAAAUAUCAUGAGUGAUAUUUCAAAAUUGUUAUACGAAAUUUCACGAGCCAUUAGGCGAGUGAAAUUUGAGACAAUUUUGAAAUAUCACAAGUGGUAUUUAUGCCAAAUAUGACGUACAAAUCAUGCUAUUAUUUGUUUAUACUACUACCCACAAAAGGUUUGUAAUAUUCACAGGUAGGUAUUUCAAAUUAACCUGAAAUACCACUGCUCUAAGCCAAUCAAAUUGCAGAAAUUUCUGAUGUAGUAGUACUGUGUAACGUUCAAAUGCCUAAAAUGAACCUCUUUGGCAGAUCUGUUGGAAGGCAUUACAACAAGAAAUGUUGAGGUUUUUGUGAUUUUUUAGGUUAACAUUUUUAAGGAAACCGAUUUGGGUAGAAACUUUCGAAACACUAAAGACAGGGUUCGCACCCACCUUGAAAGUCCUUGAAAAUUGCAGUGGGUGCUGGAAAGGUCUUGAAUUCUAAUGCUAACUUUAUAGUUUAAGUAGAACUUCAAAGAGAAAGGAGAAAACACAAAGACCUUCGGGAUAAAAUUACUCAUGUUGUGUAAGAACUAAAAAAGACAUAGACUUACGUUUGAUGGGUCCGUGCGUUCAAGAUCAAAUUAGGAGAAGGGAAAUCCUAGGUUUGAUUAAAUGAUUUUUGAUGUGAUAACCAAUUGUUUUUCUUCAUUAACUGAUUUUUGUCGCUGUUUGUUUACAUCAGAAUGCAAAAAUACCAGACACACUUCCAGAAACGCAAUCUGUUGAGGAACAGCAAAAGGGUGAAAAUGCUGCUCGAACAGCUGCUGCUAAAACAAAGUAAGGAUGAAUGAUACUCGGUGCAUAUGUAUAUUGUUGCGACUAAUCUCAUAAUCAGAGCUUAGCUACAAGACAAUUUGUUAUCGGAGAUGGGGUCUUGCCUGGAGGUAGCAGGGGUGGUCACCAAGCCAUUAUCAAGCAAAGCAAAGUACUAGUAAACUGACUUGGCCACAGUGGGUCUUUGAUUUCUUAUAUCCCUGAUGGGGCUAAAAAUGUCGGAAACGAUGGUUUUGUGUGUUGGUUAUUUGAAGUACCAAAAUUAGUAUUCCAAAUUUGUUCAUUUUUAUAGGCGACAUGAAGGACCAGUCACUACCUCUCUUGCUCCUCGUCAACGCCCAAGGGCAGGCCAAGGUCCUCAGCAACUGGCUACUCCUCAGGCUUCCUCGCGCUUAAGCCACAUUGCUAGUCCUCAGCAGAAUCGCAAACAGUACUCUCAUGUACAAAGAGGUAAUCUUGACGUUGAGAGUGCUCAUGGCUUGAGCCACAUGGCUAGCCCGAGACAGAACAGAAGGAACAUUCCACCACAAGGACCAGAGAACUCCGCAGCUCAUCAGCAAGUCCAUACAAAUAUGGCCCGACAAGACCCCAGAGCUGUUUCUGCUGAUCAAGCGGCUUCAGCGGUACCAGAUCUGAUGGAUGUUGGCCAGCACCCAUCAGCAGCAGUGUACCGUGUGGUAGCACAGCACGGGCAGCAGCCGUAUCCUUACCAGCAGCAGAUGACGAGGGAGCAAUACCUACAGCAGCAGUAUCUUCAACAACAGCAGUUGGCUCAGCAACAGUAUUUGCAGCAGCAACAACAGCAUAUGUUGAUGCGUCAACAACAACAACGAUUGCUCCAGCAGCAACAGCAACAGCUGCUUCAGCAGCAGCAGAUGCUUCAGGAACAACAGCAAGCUCAGCGACAGUUGAAUUACCAGGUGGAAGGUCCACCAGCCCAGCAAUACCAACCUACCCAGCCACAUCACGUCCAACAGCAAUCUAAGUUCAAUCCGCAGAUGUAUCAAGACACUGAUCAGUGCCCACUGAACCCAUUUUACGAAUAUCAACAGUAUCCAACCUCCGGCGACGUACGGUACCACGACUACAAUGCCAAUCAACCGCAAGUAACAUUUCAACAGCCUCAAAAUGCUCAAGAAUUUCCUCAACAAGCAAAACCCGAUAAUAGCAAUAACAGAUUAUUGAGACCCCGCUACAUGUCUCAUAAUCGGUCUAGGUCUGACCCUAACUUUGCGGUUCAUUAUGAUAGAAGCAAUCAAGUUAAAAUGCCAUCUGUUACCCCUCAACCCAACGCAAGCAGCUCAAAUCGUUCCCACUAUCGAAGCCCUAGUGACCCUGCUCUCAACCAAUCAAAAGAACCAGAGGCUGAAGUGCUUCUGGUAAACAUUGAGUCAAGCGAUGAACCCACGCCGCACUGGAAUCCUUUUAGUCCAUAUUAUGAGUCAAACGAGUUGGACUUUACAGCCAACCAGAACGAUGUAACCGAUGAUGACUUCGCGUCACUGCGUGCAAGAAACGAAAAAAUUUCUCAAACCGGAACAAAUUCUAGUUUUCAGCCCAAUGUCGAAAGUCAUCAGCCGAAUGCUGCCUAUCAUCAAGCCAGUGUUGGCUUCCAUCAGACCACUGCUGGAUAUCAACAGCCCAGUGCCGGUAAUAGAACAUCUGAAUUUCUUCAAGGGGCUACUACGGAUAUUUUUGGAUCUGCCACAUUUGAUAGCCAAGUAGCUGAGUUGCAGCAAGGUUUGAGAAGUAGCUUGGAAAAUUUACAAUUAGUAGAUGUUCCUGCCGGGUUUGGAGACAAUAGCAUUUUUCCUCAACAGCAACAAGCAACGGAGAUUGUUCAAGAUGGAAACAAUCCUUUUCUUCAAGGCUAUCGUUCCACUGAAAUUGAGCGACAUUUGAACUUUGCAGGGGAGGUGUCAAGUGAAGACGAAUCAGAGGAAGCUAAUGAACCGGAAUAUUCUGGUUUCCCCCCACCCCCCUCCCCUGGUGUAGCAGAUCCUUUCGGCUCAGCACCAUUCGUCGUCCAGAAAGCUAUGCAGGUCCCGCCAACCACAAGAGAUGCAUUUGGCUCGUCCCCAUUUAAUGCCCCACACCCAUCACAAUCAAAAGGGGUUGAUUAUCAGUUGAAUAAUGUACAGCUGUCUGAGCAACAAACUGAUACCUCCGGUCAUGCGAGCUCUUUCACUUCUACGCAAGGUUCUGGUGUCGGAAUGGCCCCAGUACCGUUUCAUGUUGAAGGAGACGUUAGUAACUCUUGUCCGUUUGUCGGGAAUGUUACUGAGCAUGAAGAUCCAUCAGGCUUAGUUAAUCCCGCUGUUGAUUUUGUAGACAACAUAGACGAUCCAUUUGGCGGAGUAUCUUUUAACGCUAAUCCAGCCUUUAAGCGAAGAAACGCCAAGAGACAAGGAGGAGCCUUAAGGAAGGGGCCUCCGGAAGCUGCCCCAGUUGGUGAUCAGGGUCCUCGUUCUCGACCCCGGCGACUUUUGCCCCAAACACCGGACAAAACCCCUGGUGUAACUCAUGGUGGUCAGCGGGUUGCUAGUGGACAGACUAGGACCCAGAACAUUAGAGUUAUUUCAGUCAUACCAUCCGCAAGUUCAGUGCGGGCGCCUGGGAAAUAUGAGCCAAAGUCAACCGGAAAUAGACAAACAAAUGCGGCCACGUGA